Molecule: messenger RNA, 1170 nt
Organism: Nicotiana attenuata
Lineage: Eukaryota; Viridiplantae; Streptophyta; Magnoliopsida; Solanales; Solanaceae
Exons: 2
Coding region: 1-1170 (389 amino acids)
Source: RefSeq, a predicted model, not a curated record
AUGACUGUAGUGCAAAACGAGAACAACGAGUUGAUCUCAACAAGAACAGUCAUGGGAUGGCAAAUUUGCAUGGACUACAGAAGGUUGAAUAAGGCCACCCGAAAAGACCACUUUCCCUUGUCGUUCAUUGAUAAGAUGUUAGAUAGAUUGGCUGAGAGGUCCCACUACUGCUUUCUGGAUGGAUACUCGGGGUAUAAUCAGAUCUCUAUUGCCCCGAAAGAUAGAGAGAAAAUGUCAUUCACCUUUCCAUAUAACGUCUAUGCUUUCCGGAGAAUGUCGUUCGGCCUAUGCAAUACACCUGCCACAUUUCAAAGGUGCAUGAUGGCCAUCUUCACAGAUAUGGUAGAAGACAUAAUUGAGGUCUUCAUGGAUGAUUUCUUAGUGGUGGGAGACUCAUUCGAUGAUUGCCUAAAGAAUCUGAAAAGAGUGCUAAAAAGAUUUGAAGAAGAAACUGCACCAAUCAUAGUGGCCCCCGAUUGGGGGCUACCUUUCGAGCUGAUAUACGAUGCAAGCGACUAUGCUGUAGGAGCAGUUCUUGGGCAGCAAAAAGAUAAAGUCAUGCAUCCGAUCUACUAUGCAAGUAGAACCUUGAGCGGCGCCCAACUGAACUACACAGUGACAGAGAAAGAGAUGCUAGCUGCGGUGUUCGCAUUUGAUAAAUUCAGGUCAUACCUGAUUGGCUCAAAAGAAAUUGUUUACACUGACCAUGCUGCCCUCAGGUACCUAAUAGAGAAAAAGGAGUCAAAGCCGCGCCUAAUUCGAUGGGUGCUACUGCUACAAGAGUUCGACUUGGAAAUUCGGGACCGAAAGGGAACAAAAAACCAAGUUGCUAAUAAUUUGUCUAGGCUGGAAGGAGCGGAAAAGAAGGUUGAGGUGGAGGAGAUCAUGGAGACUUUCCCAGAUGAACAACUUUUAGCAACGAGCCUCGAGGCUACACCAUGGUAUGCAGAUAUUACAAAUUACCUAGAAAGCGGUAUUGUUCCUUAUGACUUGUCUUCUGUACAAAAGAAAAAGUUUUUUCGUGAUUGUUGCAUGUAUUUCUGGGAUGAACCAUAUUUGUUUAGGAUUUGUCUUGAUAACAUGAUCUGGAGAUGCAUUCCCGAGAUAGAUCAAUCUUUUGUUUUGCUGGCAUGUCAUGCUUCACUGUUGGAGGACAUUUUGGAGGUGUAA